Molecule: messenger RNA, 1647 nt
Organism: Dermochelys coriacea (leatherback sea turtle)
Lineage: Eukaryota; Metazoa; Chordata; Testudines; Dermochelyidae
Product: probable G-protein coupled receptor 33
Exons: 2
Coding region: 107-1186 (359 amino acids)
Biological process (GO): complement receptor mediated signaling pathway; phospholipase C-activating G protein-coupled receptor signaling pathway; positive regulation of cytosolic calcium ion concentration
Cellular component (GO): plasma membrane
Molecular function (GO): complement receptor activity; G protein-coupled receptor activity
Source: RefSeq, a predicted model, not a curated record
CUUGGGGCUGCAGCUGCAGAGCUGGGUCGGGCAGAAACAGGAGAGACGGAUCCAAGGGCCCUGAUCUCCCACCGCCUGGCUGGAGGGCACCAGGGACCGAGGCAACAUGACUCUCCAACCAACCACUGGGGCGAAUUCCAGCCAGAUCCCAGCACCUGUGCGCACGACUCACCUCGCUGCAGCCGUGUUGCUCUUCACCACCUUCCUGGUGGGUGUGGUGGGGAAUGGGCUGUACCUGUGGGUGCUGGGGCUGAAGAUGAGGAGGUCAGUGACCAUGCUCUUGUUCCUGCACCUGGUCUCUUGCUACCUUCUUUUCACCCUGCUGAUCCCCUUUUUUGCUGUCUAUGUCCUCCUGGGUUUCCACUGGGUCUUUGGCACGGUCAUGUGCAAACUCCUGAAUGCCUGUGUCUCCGUGGGCAUGUUCACCUCUGUCUUCCUUCUCACCCUCAUCAGCCUGGACCGCUACAUCCUCACUCACCAUCCCAUCUGGUGCCGGCAUCACCGCACCGUGCCCCAGGUCAGGAAGCUGGUCCUGGGCAUGUGGCUGGUCUCCUUAGCUCUCAGCGCUCCCUACCUGGCUUUCCGGGAGACCCGCUUGGUGGACGGGGGCAGAAUCAUCUGCACCAACAAUUACAGCUUCUCCAGAGACUGGAAUGGAGUCAAGACACAGGACCUGGGCAGACGGGUCCAUCUGGUCGUCUUCACAGUCCGGUUCCUUCUGGGCUUCCUGCUGCCCUUCUGCACCAUCGCGGGAUGCUACGGCCGUGUGGGGCUGGAGAUUAAGGAGAAGGGGCUGGCGCGGAACAAGAAGCCCUUCAAAGUCAUGGGGGCCGCAGUGGUUUCCUUCUUCCUCAGCUGGCUGCCCUACCAUCUCUAUCAUGGCUUGAAGUUCUUCAACGACAGGUGGGAGAUGGACACCCUCCUGGUCAUUUACACUCUCACCUUCUGCUUCAACGCCUGCUUCACCCCUGUCCUCUACUUCUUCGUGGGGCAGCGGUUCCAGCAGGUGUUCAAGACAUCUCUGCUUGCUCUGCUUCAGGAGACUUUUGCUGAAGACCUCAGUGGCAACGGCGCCAUCUUCCAUGAAAGCUCCGGGGUAGCAGCUGGCAAGUUGGAGCUGCCUGACCAACUUACGGGGCCUCUGGUUUCAGGGUCAGGGAGCUUAGAACCCAGGGUUCUAGAUUAAUUGAUGUAGAGGUUAAUGGUCUUUAGCUCUCCUGGCAUCAGAAAGUCUGGUUUGAUGCAGCAGGCUCAGAAUAAUGGUAUGUUCUAAAGUGUCACAGGUUCCAGAUUUCUUUAUGAGUUCACAAAAAUCCAAAUCUUGACUGAGUCGAGAACAUGAUGGAUUCUCAUUCAUCCCCCUUCAAGCCCCCUGGUGUCAUUUCAUAUGUUCUAAAUUCUCAAUGUGUUCUAUAACUGAGUGGGUUCUAGAUAUCUACUCCUUUAAACUCCUGAUAUAGCCCUGUAUGUUCUAGCUUCCUGUUUUGACCUCUAGCUUCAUGAGUUCCUGACGUAUUUUAGCUCAUCUAAAAACCACAAUUUCUCUGUAUGUUCUAGUUUUAUGAUUGGUUUAAUGGGUUCUAGGUCACUCAUGCUUUAAAACCCAGGUGUUAUCCAAUUGGUUAUGGAUUCCUGACUGUUUUAGAA